ACUCUUCAGUCUUCUCGCAGCAGCCGAAAGCCCGAAACCAAAGGAAACAAAGGAAAAAAAAAACAGACAUACACAAAAACACGGGAGAGGUGACAUUAGGGAUGUUUUGGUUAGCAUUUCUCGUCGUCACCAUUUCCACAGCCAUAACGGUUGCCCAUUGGGCAUACAAAUGGUCCAACCCAAAACCCACAACCAGCCCAUCGACCAGCUCCCAGCUCCCGCCCGGGUCGAUGGGCUGGCCGCUCAUCGGCGAGACGUUCCAGUUCUUCGCCCGCAGCGACUCACUGGAGAUCCCUCCUUUCCUGCGGGAGAGAAGUGAGAAGUACGGGAAGAUAUUCAAGACGAGCCUGGCCGGCCGGCGGGUGGUGGUGUCGUCGGACCCGGAUUUCAACCACUACAUUCUCCAGCAGGAAGGCAAGCUGGUGGAGCUCUGGUACCUGGACUCGUUCGCGGAGAUCAUCGGGCAGAGUACGACGUCGCUUAAGGAGGCCUGGAACGCGCAGGAGCUGCACAAGAGCUUGAAGAAGUCGGUUUACGAUCACAUUGGGGUGGAGAGGCUGAAGGGGAAGCUUGUGGGUCGGAUGGAGGAGAUGGUGGGUCGGACCCUGGAUGGGUGGGCGGGUCGGGCGGAGGCGGAGGAUCGUGGUGGAGUUGAAGUCAAACGCGCUUGUUCUAAGAUGGUGAUGGAGUUGAGCUCAAAUAUAUUGUUCGGCCACGACCCAACCAAGUUCCACCAACAUUUGAGCGACAUGUUCGAGAGCUUCACCCGUGGCUUGCUCUCGUUCCCUCUCAAAAUACCCGGCACCACUUUCCACGCCUGCCUCCAAAGUCAGAAGAAAAUCCUGAGGAUAAUAAUGGACGUGAUAGAGGAGAGACGACGACGUUUGGAGGAAACCGCGCCCUUGGAAACGCCGGCGGUCGGAAGAAGAGGCGGCGGCGAAAUCGACCUGCUCGACCAGCUCAUCGACGACGCGAGAACGAAGGGAUUCCCCGACGAUAAAGGCAUCAGUUACCUCAUCUUCGGCCUUCUUUUCGCCAACGCAGAGACAAUUCCCAGUGUUCUCACCCUUGCCCUCAGCUUCCUCGACGACCACCCUCUUCUCCUCCACCAACUUGUGAAAGAGAACGAAGAGAUUCUCCGCAGCAGAGGAAGCACGGGAGGAAACGGGUUGACGUGGAAGGAAUACAAAUCCAUGAGUUUCACCAUGAAUGUUAUCAACGAAGCACUACGACUAAAUGGUUCAGUUGGGAUAAUUCGACGGACGAUUGAAGACGUCCACAUAAAUGGAUACGUGAUUCCAAAAGGAUGGACAAUAGCAGUAAUGCCAACAGCUGUUCACAUGAAUCCAGAUGUAUACCAAGACCCUCUUUCUUUCAAUCCUUCCAGGUGGAAGGACAUAGGAGGCAGCACUAGCACCAAGAACUUCAUACCAUUUGGAGGGGGAAUGAGGACGUGCGUCGGAGCUGAGUAUAGUAAAGCCCUCAUGGCAGUCUUUCUACAUGUUCUUGUAACCAAAUACAGGUGGAAAAAGGUGAAAAGAGGACGCAUUUACAGAGCUCCAACACUGCAGUUUGGAGAUGGUUAUUUCAUUCACAUCUCCAGGAAGAAUGAUUAGUUAUUAUAUGCAUGUUCGAACAUUGUUAUAGUCGGGACAUGAUAUAAUGUAACGCUCAUAGUCCGAUUCAUAAGUUAGUAAAUAAUGUUAUGGAAUACUUCUCGUGGUUAAGAGACAACCAUUUAUUUGUCAAUAAAUAAUACUUGUAUUUGAUCACCUUUUUUUCAAUUACGAUUAACUUAGACCAUCAAUAGCAAUAUAGUAGCAAGAAAGGUCGAAUCAAUAACUACUAGCUAGUAAUGAUCUAUAUUUUCCUAUUAUCUAACCAGUUCUUUUUUAGUGAUUUUUAACUAAUAUAAUUAACUACUAAAGCAUGAAACCGACGAGAACACAAUUUAACUAAUAGAAAACCAAAUCGAUAAGGAGUUGUUCAGAUUUGAAUCCCCCUAGCUAGUUAUCAAGAAUCAAGACACAAUACAUAUAUAUGAUUUAUUAUUCCAAGACUUUAGGACAAACCUUGAUACGAGGUGGUCGAGCAUAUGGUGGUGGUUUUACUGCUUGAAUCACAUCAACCAAGUCAAGUAAGGGUUCCUCUGGAGGUAAUGGUGAAGUUGGUUCUGUCGUAACGGAAGCACGUAAUCGACGAUCCAGAUCAACAUAAAUGAAUACAAAUUUAAUGUGGUUCACUAACACAAUGCGUGCUAGCUAAUCCACGGGCAGGAGAGUACAAGUUACAAAUAAAAUUCCAGAACGGACAAACCAAACAAACUAACCUUUUCCAAACAUACAAAGAAAAUAUCAAAAUAGAAAACCAAACUAUAGAUUAGGGUGAUGAAGAGUAUUUAUAGAACUCUUUUCCUAAUUUCAAAUAGAACCAAACACAUUUUUCCGAACAUACAAGGAAAAGGUCAAAACAUAACCCAACACAAACCCAAACAAAAUAGGCCAAACACAAAACAAAGCCCAAAUCAAAUUCAAAUCAUAUUCUAACAAUCUCCACCUUGACUUGAAUUCUCUCUCAAAUACCAGAUGUACCAGACGCAACCAAAGUUGUCAGAUGUACCUAGAUGUGAUAUAUAUUACCAAACUCAAACACGAUGCAAAUCGCUAGACGUAACAAACUCUCUAAAGCUUCAAAUGUGACAGAAUCUCCCCUACCUCCAAAUGCCCCUAAGGGCGGUCAACAAACCAAACCAUUCGAGAAGUCCAACCCAUGUUGAGACUUGCCAUUCGGAAUCAGCUUGGUGCACUUAUCACCAACAUAACAGGUAUAGAUAUAACCUUAUAGACUAUAUAAGGCACCAACCUUAACACCUUUCAGAAUCACCUUAGAACCUUUGUAGACAGACAACACUCCACCUUCACCUUUGAAACUGAAAUCCUUGUUGUCUAGUGGACUCAAAGAUAUCAUAUUCUUAGUCAUCUGUGGAAUAUGCCUAAUAUUGGUCAAGGUGAAAACAGAACCAUUAUGUGUCCUUACCCUGAUGGAGCCUUUUCCAACAAUCUUGCAGAUAGCACCAUUGUCCAUAGAAACAUGUCCUCCAUCUAUAUGCUCAUAAGUUGAAAACACUCCCUGCUUGGACACAUAUGAUAAUCACCUGUAGUAUAUAAAUACCAUACAUCCUGAUGAUGUACCUUCUCACUCACUAUUAAGGCUAAACCAUCUUCAGAAUCAAAGUUAGCUUCUUUCGCCACAGCAACUGAUGUUUCCUUCUUCUCCGAAUAUUUCUUUUGUUUAGGAAAAUCAAAUUUCUAAUGACCUUUCUCCUUAUAGUAAUGGCAUAUAUCAUUAUCGUUCAAACCAACAUAUUGUUGUCUUCUACUACCAGUAGCAGCCAACCCACACGCCUGAUUUUCCAAACCUCAACCAGACGCCUUAUGUCAAACCUCUCUAAUGUGUAGAGCAGAUCUAACAUCUUUCUAAGUCAACCUAUCUUUCCCAGCAAUAAAAGAAUCAACCAAAUUCUCAUACGAGCAUGCCAAAGAUACUAACAGAAUUAAUGCAGCAUCUUUGUCAUCCACUUUAACAGCAAUAUUUUAUAGAUCUAACAAGAUAGUAUUAAUUUAAUCUAGAGCAUUCCUGAGAGACGUACAUUCCUCCAUAUGCAAACUGAACAGACGUUGCUUCAGAUUCAACUUGUUGGUUAAAGACUUUGUCAUAUAUAGACUUUCAAGCUUCAACCACAAGCUCACGACAGUCUUUUCAGUAGCAAUCUCAAUUAUUAUUUCAUCAGCCAAAUAAAACAAGAUUGUAGACUGAGAUUUCUCCUCCAAAGUACUUCAAUCUUCUUCAUCUUUGCUUUCUUUUUUGGAUUUUCCAGACAAUGGUGCCCACAAACCCUGUUGGUUCAAUAGUGCUUGUAUCUUGAUCUGCCACAAACUAAAACUGUUUCUCCUAUUGAACUUAUCAAUCUUCAUACUAAUAGCAGCAAUUCUUACUAUGAAACAAACUCCAACCAAACUUCUCACCAUACACACCAAAUUAUUCCAAAACAAACCAAUCAUCCAAUAAAUAUCAAAUACCACGAGGUGAGCUAAAAAAAUUAGCAAUAAUUUAUGUGCCAAAUUUCUAAAUUCCAACCAACGGACACGUAGUCCAAAACUUUGCUCCACAAAUACUUCUUCUUCCAAAACCAAUUGGUACUUCUCUGCUCAGUCCGAGUAUCCCUCUGUACCACAAUAUCAAUUGGGUGAUAAUUACCACUCAUACAAUUCCCAACUCCAAAUUGAUAGCGUACGAAAGGAAUAUUGACGUAAACAGCACAACACCAACAAAUUCCAGAUAGGGGGAAUGCUCUGAUCCCAAACUUGUGUGCAAUUCUCUGAUAACAAAACUAGGGUUCUGAU
Molecule: messenger RNA, 4403 nt
Organism: Linum trigynum
Lineage: Eukaryota; Viridiplantae; Streptophyta; Magnoliopsida; Malpighiales; Linaceae
Source: the annotation of a GenBank genome assembly